Molecule: messenger RNA, 8769 nt
Organism: Ylistrum balloti
Lineage: Eukaryota; Metazoa; Mollusca; Bivalvia; Pectinida; Pectinidae
Product: low-density lipoprotein receptor-related protein 6-like
Exons: 26
Coding region: 57-4952 (1631 amino acids)
Cellular component (GO): extracellular region
Molecular function (GO): peptidase inhibitor activity; protein binding
Source: RefSeq, a predicted model, not a curated record
CAGGGGACAAAAUAGCUUUCCCACACUGGAGCAUUUGUUUCCAAUUCAAUUCGAAGAUGUUUAAUAUUGAUGGAGCUAGUUUUUGGUGUGGGAUUCUAUGUGUCUGUGGUUGUAUCCAAAUUCUGUCUUGUAAAGAUGUCUUCAUCAGCAGAAGUGACGGUAUCUACCAUGCUGAGGUCAGGGAAAACACCAUAAUAAACCCGACCCGUGUGUUAAAGAGUUCCACAGGAGAAAUCAUCGGGCUGGCGAUUGACACGCAUGACUCGUUGUUGUUUUGGUUUGACAGUGGAAACAGUGGCAUUUAUAGAGCAAACUACGACGACCUGACGAUUUCGUCCAGCUCUUCUAUUGUUUCAUAUCCAGAAAUGCAUGUAACAGGCCUUGCCGUUGAUUGGAUUAUCAAACACUUGUAUUGGACCGAUUCUGUCCAUUCGUCCGUUUUUGUUUCGGAUUAUUCAGGACAACAUCGAGUCUUGGCAGUAACAUCCAGACUUUUGUUACCUCGAGGACUAGCGGCUGAUCCCAUCAAUAAAGUUUUAUACAUCGGAGAUCAAGGUUCUCAUUUAAUCAUGAAAUGUACCAUGGACGGUUUGUUCUCCUGCACCCACGUUGCUGAAGUCCAAUCCGGAAGGAUCACCUGGCCAAACCAGCUAUAUAGUUCUACAAGGAAUAUCUUUUGGACCGAUGGUUGGGCAAACAAAGUAGUCAACUGUUCGUUAGAUCUAAUGAACUGUCGGGAAACGGUAGUCAAUACCCAGAACCUGAACAAUGGAAACACUACUUCAUUGUUUGGAAUGAUCCCCACAGCCUCCACGGUAAUAGUGUCUACCCUGAACGAUUUCGUCACAAUGUCCCUUGAUGGUAACUCAUCUACUGUACACAGCAGUUCUGGUGGCAACACGUACUACAUCGUCUCUCGUAGCAGAACCACUCAACAGAAAGAUGAAGGUAAUCCAUGUAUAAGCCAUGCUUGUUCCGAGCUGUGUUUCGCCUCUUCUGAUGACCGGUACCGCUGUUCCUGUUCUUCUUUCUCCACCAAUGUCAUGUCAACAAAUGGCAAGAAUUGUCAGCCUGCGACACGAGCCAUUUUGUAUGCAGAAAGAGCCACAGGUCAUGUGGGGCUGGUAUCCACAACAUUGAAAGGGCAUACAGUAAUAGCAAGUUCACCUGAACCACGAGCACUGGCUUACGAUCCUUUGACAAAGAUGGUGUACUACAGUGAUUCCAAACACCAGUCGAUCUAUAAAGUCGGAUUGAACGGCAGCACGCCAACUGUAUUUUUAUCAAAAGAAAACAGUAUUGGAAACGUGGAAGCAAUGACAAUAGACCAACGACAACGUCGUCUUUACUUCAUCAACCGAUUUGAUUGGGAAAUUGACAACACGACCAGAUCCAUUGUCAGGAUAGAGAUGGCUGGACUCGCCAAUGGUGAAAGAGUGCUUAUACGUCAAACACAGGACACCAUUACUGACAUCCAAAUCAUCCAUCACUCCACGGCAUCUUAUCUCUACUACUCUGUUGGCAACCCGAACCCAGCGUUGUACAAGAUGUCAAUGGACGGAAGGAUGGAGAACCCGGUGACGCUGCCGGGGUUAGUUAACCCUACCCAACUGUCCAGUAGAAGGGAGGUCUUAUAUGUACUGAACAACGACAAGCUGAUCAUCUGGUCGAAUGACUUAAUAUCCGAAUACAACCUCACGGGCCAGGCUGUAUCCAUGACAAGUGAUGAGAGAUAUGUUUACUUUGGCGUCGGAGGAAUGAGACUUUCCAAACUCAACAGAAUGAGCGGGAGGGCAAGGGCUCCAGUGCCUGCUGAUAUAGAUCCAGUAGACUUACUCUAUAUAUAUACACCAACGCCAGGGAUAGCAGCGGACUCUGGGUUGUGUGAUAACAACGACCUAUGUAAAGACGCUAGUGUCUGCUUCAAGACUGCUAACCCUGAUAUCGUCCGCUGUAAAUGUCCUGCCAACAGUUUCAACACUCCAAUCGACGGCAGUCGUGAAUGUAUAGAACCUACAAAAUAUAUCAUUGUAAGCGACGUCGACGGUAUAAAAAUGAUUUCACUGGAUGAUGAGCUGAGGAAUACGUACACAAUAGUACCUAAUGAUAAUGGCUGCCAACCCUACCAUGGUUUGGCUACUGAUGGACGGCGUAUAUUCUUUGCCGCUUACGACGGACAAAUCCUGUACACGGCCUCUAUUAAAGGUGAGGACGUGUCAGUAGAAAUGGUGUUGAGGAACAUUACCGUUGUUAAUCUGGCCUAUCAUGACAAUACACUGUUCUGGACGGGACAUUACAACUGUUUCAUGUAUAACGGAACAGUUGACGGCAUGCGUCAGUGUGAAACCAACAAUGGUAAACUUGGUGGAGUGUUUAGUCUUGAUGUAACUCCUGGUUCAUCUGGUCAACGCCAGGUCACUACCCUGGCCGGAGAUAUUUAUGACCCACAAGGCGUGAUUGCUGAUUCGAGCUACGUAUAUUGGUCCGACCCAAAACGUGUGAAACGCAUGGACCUCAAAAACCCUGCAGAAGUACCAGCCAUUGUUUCACGACGUGCCAAUGUCUUUUCAUUACAACAAAAUAAACAGCAGACACACUUAUUUCUAGGCGGGAAUGGUAUUGCCUUUAGAAGGUUCGCCACACAGAAUUUUGAUGACGCUUUGAUCUAUUCAAGCUUAUCGAACGUUCGCGGUAUGUCCGUGAAAGGAUCUUUAAUUUUCGCCUCCGAUUGGAACUCCAGUACCAUAAAACAGUAUGACUUGCGCACGCACCAGACAAGACUUAUUGCCAACCUUAGCCGUCCUAGUCAAAUUGUAGUGUUUGGACUCGAUACUAAUGUUCAAGAAAAGCCUGGUCAGUGUGAAAAAGUAAGCUCAUGCGGUGUGGUGACUAACAUGACGUGUCAGAAUGAUGUGGACUGUAUCGAUGGAUUUAGAAGUAAGUGUUGUCUAACGAAACUAAGCAACGGGUGUAGAAAAGAAUGCACGACCCCAGUGACAACGUCUGUCUGUAACAUCACGUUUAGUGACCAACCAACCUUCACCUGGGGAUACGAAACGGUCACAAACGACAAAUGUACGACUUGUAAAUGUACCAUGGAUGGACGAUCAGAGUGUUCCCAAAUACAAUGCCCUUCUCUAAAGGGGUGCACCUACAUUAUCGAGGAGUCAGGAGUCUGCUGCCCUGUUUGCCGAGAUAUAACAACCUGCAAAGAUAAACCGAAAUUUGUGGGUUGUCCCUCAAAGACAAUUGAGAUACCUCUACCAACCACUCUGCCAGAUAAAGACUCCGGCAAGCCUGUAAGAGUGUCAAUACUAGACAACACAGAACUGAGGAAUAUAACCGCAUUCAGCUGUAACCUUCAGAAAAUCACUGAGAGCAAGAAAACUUUCAGCGAGAGCAGCUUGGAAUGGCGGAAGGAAAUACAGAAAGUGUUGCUGGUCGUUAGCGAUGACAACGGUCCCGCUGUGUGUAACAUAUCUAUACGAGUGUCUGAUACUACAAAGCCUGUAUUCAGCAGCAGCUCCCCAAACGACACCGUGAUAACCACGAUCGCCAAGGACGAAAACGGAGCUGUGGUGGUUUGGACGAAUCCAGUUGCAUUUGACAACUCUGGCUUUGUACCAAAGAUUGCGACAAAUCGUACGAACGAUGCGGAACUUCCGAUUGGAAUUCAUGAGAUUAAAUACAUCGCGACAGACAAGGCAAACAAUGUUAAUGAAAUCAAGUUUUAUGUAAAUGUCUCCUACAUACCAGAUCUCAGAUGCUCCUCGCCCCCUUUCUUUCAUCAUGGCUCAAUGGAAUGUAACGAAGGCGACGAUGACGUUGUUACUUGUAUCGCAAAGUGUCAGAGAGACUUCUUACUUAAAUCUGAAUUCGAAAAAGUACACAAAUGUGCAGGCGGAAAGUGGACACCAGCGUUUAAACCUGGAUUUGUAUCUGCGUGUUUUAAACCCCAGCCAACAAUCUUAAAGAUUUCAACGGCUGUGGAAGUGGACUGUAAUGGAAAACAAACGGUAGUGGAUGAUGUCGUCGAAUGUCUAAAGCAAAGACUACCAUGUGAUGAUGCUAACAUCAAACUAUGUCAUGAGGAUGCUGUCAGUAUAGAAUACGACGGUUCGUCCACGAUAAUCAGCGUGCAGGUGACCGGAAAAGUAUCCUUCACAUCAAACGUCCAGGGCUUGAGUUCAAUGAACCAGACAUUGGAGAGAUUGGCAUCAAGUGUAGAAACAUUAUUCAGCACGGAGGAACUAAACCAAUUUUGUCCAUCUCUUGGGUGUUCCUUCGAAAGAAAACAGGGGCGGACAUACAAAAAAACAUGUGAGAAGGGGGCUGUGUUAUACCACGUACAAGGCCGAUCUAUCUGUGGUAAAUGUCCACCCGGUAACCGUUUCCUGACGAGUAACGGAAAUUCUAGAUGUGAAUUAUGUGGAGAAGGAAAGUACCAGGAGGAAGCAGGUCAGUUUGACUGCAAAGUGUGUCCAAAAGAUCGCCCGUACAGCAAGAUAGGGACCUGGCUUCCACACCGCUGCAAGCAAAAGGUUGAACCAGAAGACAGCGAGUCAUCUCUUGUGGCUAUAGUGGUUGGCGUGCUGGUCGGAUUCGUAGUUCUUAUUGUAGUGCUUGUCACUAUACUGGUCAUUGUCAAAAAACGACAGGCGAAAAGGCAUGCAGAUAUCAAUUGCCACCCUAAUCCGGCCUUUGAAUACGACGCUGUCCUUGCAGAUGAUCCUAACUACACCAGUCUAGUCACGGAUAAGUCUGGAAAAGAUCGGUACGCAAGUUUAGGAAAGGGCUCAUCUGUUAAGUACAACAAGAAUACUGAUGGUGUUGAUGUUAAGAAUGACACUGAUAACCCAUACAACCUCGUUGGGGAGCUUAAUCCGUAUGAUUCCUUGAAACAGAGAAAUUCGAAACCAGAAAAUCCCUACGAUUUGCCACCAACCAAAUGAUUGCAUGAUUCCUGUGGAAGCUGUGGACCGUUGUGUAACAUGUGAUAACCUCCGCGAGAAACAAAGUUCACUCAGAAGAUGCAGGUUGUCAAUUCUGAUGCAUCUCAGAUCCAUUUUAUAGAAAAUAAUCCAUUAGGUUAUCUACGCAAUUCUUUUUCAAAUGCGUGUCAAUCUUGGUAUUCUGAACUUUCACUCACUAUAGGCAAACAAUAACACAUGGAGAGAUGAUCUAACCAGUCAUUUGCAUCCUUGAACUUUUUGGAAUUGAUGCGAGAACAGCAAGGUUAUUUACUUUUGGUAACAACACUUACGUACAAGUGAAUUCCACUUUCCCUUUACCACAAAUUUCCUUCUGGGAAGAUGGAAAAAAUUAAUAUAACCUUGUUAUUAGUUAGAAUAAAAUGAGAGAUAUUUCUAGUUUCCACCACAACUUCCUAUCAAGCAAUGAACUGUCCAACACGACUUUGUUUAAAAUAAUCACUUCCCGUGUACCCUGUCAUUAAAAACCCAAUUAACUGGAAUGCUUUAGCACAAAAGAUGUUUAUUAUUUAAAUUAAAAUUGUAAUAAAAAAGGAAGAAAACCCAUUUAAAAAUCAAUUCAUGUAUAAAACUGAAAUCAAUGGUGUUUUGUACACUAUAUACACAUUUCUAAGGCUCAUCUCCUCAAGGAAAUAAAAACUAGUCAUUUUACAUUUUCCGUGUACGUAAAAUAGUUAAUAUGUUACUUGGUGAUAUUGCACAAGAACACAUUAUACAGCCGCUUCGUAAUUUCAAGCGCUUAGUAUUACAAAAUAUAGUUUACUCACAAGUUUGUUGUAGGGUAAAAAAAUGCAUUUUUGACAUUCAGGUUCAUAUUGUUGUGUAGACAAGUAUCACUCAAAAAUGGCGAAAGUGAUCAUCUGAUGUGUGUUUUCAGAGGAAAAGACAUACACUGUAUUUUUUUUUAUUUCAGUUUAGCAUGGCAGGAUCCCUUGUAUAAACAUGUUUAACUUUGUUCACUGUAAGAGUGAAAAAUAGCUUAUCUUUUGAGGCCAUUUUAUAUAGCUAGUCUUGUUGUACAGACACUAGUAUACCAUUUACAUUAUGCCAGCUUAUUGCCCUACAAAUAGCCACAUAAAAGAGAUUAUUGAAACAUUACUUGCAUAUUUUUUGUAUAUACCGAUUCAGUAUUCCAAAUCUAAUCUUUUUUUCUUAUUUUGGUUUCGACGUCAAAUGUUGAAAAGUGUCUAGCAAAAUAAUCAUGUCAUACAAAUAUUCCCAUAAGUUUUCCAUAAAAUACAAGUGCUUCAAAAAAAUAUUUUUUCAGUAAUUUUAUUGUAGCAGUAACACAUCAUCAUGAAUAUCCAUGACAAAAUCUUAACUAUCACAUAUAUUAUAUCUAUCAUAUAUCAUGAUAAUAUGUACAUUUUGAAUAGUGUAAUUCAUUUAUUGUUUAUAUUUUGAAACCCUGUAUAGUUGACAUAUUUCCUAAGCAUCAAGUCAUGUCUAAAUCACAUAUACAGAAAUACUUCCCAUACUAAAAGUACUGCUGAACUAUUAAAGAUUUUUUUGUUAAGAGAUGAAAUCUUCAGGAGGCUAAACAUCGACAGUGUUUCAUCAUUAACUAUGCAUAUGUAAAUAAAGGUUGUUACAAGGUUAACAGUAGAUAUUGGUGAUUACCUCAUUUAACCAUUUAUAUGGAAUUGGAAUACAAUUAACAAGGUUACUGGAAUACAGUUAACUUUGGUUAUUGGAAUACAGUUACCUUUGGUUACUGGAAUACAGACUUUGGUUACUGGAAUACAGUUAACUAGGUUACUGGAAUACAGUUAACUAGGUUACUGGAAUACAGUUAACUUUGGUUAUUGGAAUACAGUUACCUUUGGUUACUGGAAUACAGACUUUGGUUACUGGAAUACAGUUAACUUUGGUUACUGGAAUACAGUUAACUAGGUUACUGGAAUACAGUUAACUUUGGUUACUGGAAUACAGUUAACUAGGUUAUUGGAAUACAGUUACCUUUGGUUACUGGAAUACAGUUAACUAGGUUACUGGAAUACAGUUAACUUUGGUUACUGGAAUACAGUUAACUAGGUUAUUGGAAUACAGUUACCUUUGGUUACUGGAAUACAGUUAACUAGGUUACUGGAAUACAGUUCACUUAGGUUACUGGAAUACAGUUAACUAGGUUACUGGAAUACAGUUAACUUUUGUUACUGGAAUACAGUUCCAUAUAAUGGUAAAAAAUGCGGCAACCACUAAAAUUUACUGUUGUUACUGUCCUCCAUCUCAUUAAGUGGAAAAAAUUUAAUGCUCUAGGUUAAAAGUAAGGUAUUACAAUUUAUAAUUUCCUUGAUUUUGAGUAAUACAAUGUAUUAAUUUACCAGGAAGGAAGCAACAAUUUCCUAACAUAAACACUUCCUGUGCAUGGAUUAAGAGGGGUAUUGUGGUAAAAUUUCCUAAUGCAUGCCUUCACACCUUAAAUGUCCUAAUAUUUGAAGCAAGACUUUAAGAUAUAUGACAUAGUAAUAAGCAUUGUCAUGCAUUGAUUAUGCCCCUGGAUAAAAAAAAGGGGGGUAUAUUGUUUUUGUGCCUUUUGUUGGUCUGUUUCUUUGUCUGUUGCCAAUAACUAUUGCACUGCAUGAUGUAAGGCUUUAGUAUCUGACAUGUGUGUUCCUUGUGACAAGACCUUUCCCGUGGUACCAAAAUGUUUCACCAUAUGACCUUGUCCAUGACCUUUGACCUAUAUUUGAACAAUUUUAACAUUGGCCAUAACUACUGUACCACAAGAGGUAGGGCUUGUAUAUUUGGCAUGCAUGUUUCUUGUGACAAGACCUUUCAGGUGGUACUUAACUUUUCACUAAGUGACCUUGACUGUGACCUUUGACCUACAUUUCAAAAAUUGUGCAUGCAAUUAGCACAUGCCUUACACAGUACAGUUUUAAUGUCUCACUUCAGAAUUUUGUUGCAACCAGGGGUAUAGUGUUUCAUAAACACAUUUUAUUUUUGUCAUGUAUUCCUUUUUAAAGUAUUUUACAUGUAAACAACUUUUGUUAUCAUACACAUUGACAAUAUAUUACCUAUAUUAAUUUGUCUCGUUUUCUUUCAGUUAUAAUGUUCCUUAGAUAAAUAGUCAUUACUAUUAUCAAAAGUUGAUGUAAAUAGAAAUAAAAACGUUGUUUAUAUAAAAAGAGAUGUUUCUUUAUUGAAAGUAACAAAGAUUGAUCAACUGACAGAAAACCUGAGGGACAAUGGUUACCGUGUUAUCAUGGUUAUCAUGUAAGAAGCCCAAAGAGCUGACACAUCUCAAUGUCAAGGGUGAGCUCAUAGCAAGACAAUAUUAAACAUUUGUUGCAAAUUCUAUUGUACUGCAAUAAAGAUGAAUGGGGUCAUUUCCAGGCAUGGACUUAUGGUCAGAAAACACCGGAUUAGCUUGUUUGUGACAUAACGAACUUUCCAAAAUCAAAUCUGACUGCUGUGAAAUCUCUGCUAUUGGGUUCUUAGUACUUACUUAAAUGUCUACGCCUGAAUUUUUUGCUACAUGUACAGUAAUAGUUGAAAUGAUGUACCAUCCACCUGUAUCGCUUUUUCAGAAGGUUAUUCCUGUGAAAAAUCUAACCAAUCCAAGGACUAAAUCAUCUUUAUCCAUGCACUUCAAGCCUGUUACUGUAAUCAAAGCUCUACUGGUUACUCAAUUGUAUGAGCAGUAUUAUCUUGGGAAACGUGUAGAUGUUUUAUUGGAGAAGCCAUGAAAUGAAAUAUUGCAGUUUUUUGCAUGUACCUUUUAUUUACCUUGUUUUCUGAAAUAUAUCCAAUGACAAUAAAGAUUGCUGUAAAU